Messenger RNA from Exophiala spinifera, 696 nucleotides. RefSeq lists its product as uncharacterized. The record is from RefSeq and is a predicted model, not a curated record. Gene Ontology annotation, molecular function: structural constituent of ribosome. Bases 1 to 696 code for a protein of 231 amino acids. The transcript is spliced from 2 exons. Lineage: Eukaryota; Fungi; Ascomycota; Eurotiomycetes; Chaetothyriales; Herpotrichiellaceae. Gene Ontology annotation, cellular component: mitochondrial large ribosomal subunit.
AUGAUCUGCUCGUCUUGCCGGCGCAGCUUUCUCAACCGCCUGCGCUCCGUCCACAUACAACCACAACAACCACUGUACAAUACACCACUCUCGAUACGAUCCGUGGCAACGGUCCCUUCCACACGGAAUGCAGCACCUCCUCAAGCGCCGGCGUCAAUCUCAAUAGACGGUGUCGGCAACCCAACCCAAUCGUCCAACACAGCUGGUAAAUCCCAACCGCUGUCCGAACCACACACACCUUCUACAUCGAGCGCAAAGUCGGGCACAGGACCAUCCUCGACGAAAAGCGCUACAUCCAAGAAACAGCAACCCUCGAGACCCAAGAGUUCUGUACCGGGUGGCGCGGAGCUCAAGGGUCUCGGGUACACCAAGGCGCAGCCCAAGAUCAUAGCACUAGAAGACGACGAGUACCCAGACUGGUUAUGGACGUUGCUGGACGACAAGAAGAUGGCUCCAGGUGAAACAGUCGAUUUAUCAGUAAUGACAAAGAAACAACGAGCACGCUAUGAAAAGAAACAAGCCCGUCUUCUCGAGUCGAUCCCCAAGACGGUCCCUGUGCACGAACAGAGCAAAGACAUCACUGGACCUGGAGACGAUGCAGUGACGAGUCUUGAGCGACGGCACGAAAUCACGAAAUCCGCCCGCGCCGCCCGCAGACGUGGUAUCCGCGAGAGCAACUUUUUGAAAUCAAUGUAA